This is a messenger RNA of Cloeon dipterum, 1281 nucleotides long. RefSeq names its product transmembrane protein 205. The transcript is spliced from 4 exons. Bases 66 to 968 code for a protein of 300 amino acids. NCBI's taxonomy places the organism in Eukaryota, Metazoa, Arthropoda, Insecta, Ephemeroptera, Baetidae. The record is from RefSeq and is a predicted model, not a curated record.
UGCGGAGGCAGUAUUAAGUGGCUCGCUCCACUGCACCAACCGCAAGUGUCCCAGUCCGCAACGAAAUGUGCGCCCGCAACAUGCUGGAGAAGCUGUCCGAGGGCAAGGUCGCCGAGCUGACGCAGGUGCCGCCCCAACUGGUGCCGACGACGCCCAAGAUGCCUCCGCCGGCCAAGCGGCCCAAGCGGAUAUCCAACCUGGUCAUGUCCUCCGUGCCCAGGGAAACUGUCCUGCCGCCCGACGCGAUAGCCAAGAUGACCGCCUACACCAAGGAAUGCGUCGAUGUCGGCUACGCCAUGGCCGGCAAACUCCAACAGUCCAAUUUUUUCAUAGUUCUCACUCGCACCACGCAGCCAGCACACGCUAUUCUUUUCACGGCGGUGCUGAUUGUGGCCUCGAGUCUCAUGCCCAGCAGCCAGGGCACUUCCUCUAAGUCAACGUCGUCCGCGCUCCUCUACCUGGCGUGCUUCGCGGCCCACUUCGGGGCGCAGCUCUGGAUGACCUUUGUCUCCGGUUUGUCUCUCUACUUCUCGCUGCCGCGACACAAUUUCGGCGCCGUGCAGCGCGUCCUUUUCCCACGCUAUUUCACCCUGAACGCCGUGCUGAGCAUGGGCACCCUGCUGGGCUUCGUCCGCCAACACCCGUCCAGCAGUUGGAGUAACGUCCACAUCAUACAGGGAGUUGUGCUUUCAGCCUGCUUUUUGGGCGAACUGGCUGUGCGCCUGUACCUGACAGGGCCGCUCGUGUCGCUAAUUUCGAAAAAGGAAGAAAUUGAGAGCCAAGCUGGUCUCGGCUCCGAGGUGGGCCGUCAGGAGAUGGGCGGGCUGGUGCACUGUCCGCACUACCGCCGGCUGCACCAGAGCUUCCGCAAGGUGCACUGCACCAUCGCGAUCGCCAACAUGGCCUGCCUCGCCUCGUCCGCCUUCCACCUGCACUUCAUGGCGCAGAAGUUGGCUGCCCUUUCGUGAUAUUCGCCCCCCCACUAGACGGGACAAAUUGCAUUUGCUUGGCCAAAGAUUUGUGACCGCAAGUCUGGAUAAGAAGAGUCUGAUCAAGUUCUGCCUGUGUGGACCGCGAAGAAUCGACGUUGAACGUUUCGAGUUCUUGGGUCAGGUAUAAAAUGCGAGUGACCGAGUUCGAGUGUUCGAAUAAAUGGAAAACAACAGCUUGUUUUUAUUUUGUAUUUUCUCCAACUGUGCUACAAGAUGUGUUACUUAAUAGUAAUCGAUUAUACACUAAGUAUUUAUUGAAAUGGUGUAUUAAACAAGUUCUCAUUUGAAA